Molecule: messenger RNA, 5991 nt
Organism: Microstroma glucosiphilum
Lineage: Eukaryota; Fungi; Basidiomycota; Exobasidiomycetes; Microstromatales; Microstromataceae
Exons: 3
Coding region: 1-5991 (1996 amino acids)
Source: RefSeq, a predicted model, not a curated record
AUGGCCACGUCUCUUCGGGACAUACCCUUCUUCGCACCACCUACUUCUCGCCCAAUCUCAAUCGUCCAUCCUAAUGACAAGCCGACCGCGAAUGAAGAAAACAGCAAAUGUACUCUCAGAGCUUCAGCACCGGCCUUUCAGCCAUCCUUUACGAACAGCUGCAAUUCUCGAAAUGACAUAUCGGCGGCACCCGAUCAGCCGCUGGCCAGCCAUAGCCCUCAGUCAGUGUCAUCAGUAGAGAUUCAGCAGGCAGGAGAAGCCGAACGUCCGCCCAUCGAACAACCAGUCCCGCCACAUGUGAACACGUCCCAGUGGAUUCGGGGCUCAGAACCUCUUCAGCCGGGACUGCAACUCCAGCCCGGCGGACGCACACAUGGCGAAUUGCCACGACUCAGAAUUGCUCCUGCUUUCUAUCCGUCAGCAAAUCUAGCUCAACAAAGCUACGUGCAAAACAUUCAGGUCACUCCACACACUCUACAGCCUGUUUUGCACCAGCACUUCGUCCCCUCACCUUUCGGGAGCGGCAAUGUCUCACCCAGCGCAAGUGACGCCUUGUCUACUGGUGUCUUACCACGGGUCUCAGAGCCUCCUACUCCCUCCCUCACUGGGCCAAGUGUCAGCCCCAGCGUACAUCCGCAGUGGAUGUUCACUGGCAACCAGUCCGGACCCUUCUCAUGGCCCAGUACAUCUGGAAAGAAGACCUUCAAACCUCGACCAAGUAUCGUCUACAGCCCUCUAGUGACUACAGGUCACAAUCACACACCAUCGGUGAGCAUCGGAUCUUCUGCCUUUUCUGCCAUACCACAGGUCAAGGCGGCCACUGCUCGGACCUCGGUCGUCCGAUUGCCUGAUGAAACCCGUACAAAGACGGAGGCACAGAGCCGGGGAGAAGUCGAAGAAGAGACACAGGGACUUGAAGAAUCCAAGCAUGAGGAAUCCGUUGCCAGCGAGACAGUCCCUUCCCCACCGCUCAAGGCACAGAUUAGGAGCAAGUGGCCAUGGCGUCAGCCCGGGGCAUGGCGAGACAUCGUCUGCGAUGCCGUCCUUACAGACGAGCAGCUUCGAACGUUGUCUCCCCUCCUCCCUGACGAUUGCGUGUCGUCGCGUACUCCUCGGGUGCAAAUGCCCGCUUCCGAUUCCUGGAAUGCCUAUGGUCAGUCGGGCAACAAGGAUCCAGCGGUUGAGCUGUUGGCUGAGACGAAGCCGUCAGAGCCGGAGUUGGAGAUCGAUAGCUGUACAAAGGAGGGUGAGGCUAUCCUCGUCAGCGUCCCAGAGGCGUCCACAGUUUCGGUGUCACCGACACAAGCCGUAAUCAGCUGUGAGCUUCAGACAAAGAAAGUGCCUCAGCGACUCACCGAAGUUGCACUCCCAGAAGCCGACGAGGAUUUGAAUCGACCUAUAGCUUUGGAGGUUCUGAACACAUCAAACGAAGUCUCUGCCGAGACGGAGCCCGCCUCCCCUGCAUCCUGUCUCGCUGUAGAGAGGGCUCCACUUGCAAUCUCUCACAGCGGUAAGGGCACCUCUGCGCCGGCACACGUCAAUGUCUUCCAUCGAGGGACUACUGACGACUCAUUUCAGCAUCAAGUCGACACCAGCUCCAUUCCAAGGUCUGCUCCGCCGAAUCUCUCACGUGACCGUUCAUUCGCGAGUUACACUAGACCUGUGCACUUCAGCCACGUCUCUCUGAGCAUGCCAAAUGCUGGCAAUCCGUUCGCAUCUGACGCCCUCAUGGCUCUCGGCCUGCCGUCUCCCUUAGAACGAGAUCAGAAGGAACUAUCGGCACCUCAGGAAUCAGGCGUCAGCCACUCACGCUCUGCCAGCUCUCCCCCUGAUUCUCGCACAUUGACGAAACUCUCCUGGAAAGAGCUCGGACCCGGAUUUGGCUACGAGCUAGAGACCUUAGUCGAGGAGCCAGCGAUGCCACUCAGCGAACGAAACCUCACAGGUACCUCAAAGCGAGAGGAGAUAGAAGACGAUCUCCGCACACAUGCUUCGCAAGACGCUGAUGCGUCUGAACAGAGUGACUUGGAGAGUUACGACGCAGAGAGACACCAAGGGAGCCAGAGGAUGAAGUGCUCUCGCGGAAGCGGCGACCAGGCAGUCGGGCUGGGAGAAAGCCGUCAAGGGACACUUUGCCGAACGCCAUUUGUAGGCUCAUCAGACGGCAACACUCUUGCAAGAGACGUUGAUGAGCGCUUCCUCGGCGGCAGACCAAGAGCUGAUACUACUGACACCUUUGCUAGUAGUGCAGUCCUGCCUGAUAGAGAAACGCGAGGUAGCCGCUCAUGGGAUUUCAUGAGCAAUCCAUCCGACGACGAUGCAGCUUUGCCACCUCUCCAAGAAGACGAUACUCAUAGCUGGGCCAGCCAUUCUCGCUCACGUGACACUGCGCAAGAGCAUCUCAACCUUAGCAAGCCAAGUGCUAGGUCUCGGAGGUACGAGGGACGGACGGCCGAAGACCAGAUUGACAGUAGUGGAGCUGCCGUCACCACUGUGUCCAGUGUCUUGAGACUACCGAGCAUUAGCACUUCAAGCUUCGGAUGUUCUGCCUUCCAUGAAGUUUCCGAGGGCAGAGGUACGAUAGACACUGGCUUUGCUCGGGCGGAGGCUAGCUCGCCCUUGCACAGCGCGGGUCAUGGACCCAUUGACCAGAUACCCGCAACCGCUUUUACGUUUGUGCCACCUGCAAAUGCUCCACGAUUGCCAUUGGAAUGGGCACAGAGUGGUCUCAGCGACUCUCAGAGCGAUGCAGAGGCACGAGCCCAGCAAGGUCGAGAAAAGCGCACCCGACCUUUGGGAACACCAUUGUCUGGCAGCCCCCAAAGAGAUGUCUCUAGCGGAGUCGGCCAGCGAAGAUCGCCUCAGCCAUCACCGAGACAGCUUGGACACCGUCGCAACACGAACGACCUUGGCCUGCCUCCCGGCAAUUUGCCAUCACUACGACCUUCUGCGCCUCCCUUCCUUCCGACAUGGGCCCGGCCUGUCCCUCAGCCCAAUACAUUGCUUCCUCCUAAUGCUCUUCUACCUAGACCUCCGUCACUGAGACCGGCUCCGCCUAUCGCGCCUGCUGUCCACCCGGCGCAAAUGAGGCAGUGGUAUCAGAUACCCGUACCUACCGGACGAUUCACCUUCACCUCCCUGGGCAGCAAAGCCAUCCCUAUCCGCAAACCAUCCGAAGGCAGUGCUGGCGUGACUAGCAGCCGUGCUACAGGAGCAGCUGCUACAGGUGUUGGAUCCGGAGACAGACCUCGGCUCCAAAAUGCGUCUCUCCAAGAUUCUGCUCCGAACAAGAGGCCUCAGGUAGGAGGUCAAGACGGUCGUGAUGAAUCUGGACUGCGCUUGCAGACUGCAUUGAGCGCUCAAGACCGUCAGCUGCUCAUUGACGGGCUGUCAAGCAAAGUGGAUCGCUCGCUUGCGAACCACAGCGUCUCUCUCGAGGGCAAGCUUGCGCAGCAGUUGCGCGAUCUGGCCCUGCAGCAUGCGGCAGCAGCCAAGACUGAUGGUGUUGCCGAAUCGCCCAAACGCAAGGCUGGGACCGUCGACGCGCCUUCCGAUGUAUAUUUUGACUAUGUCACCGAUGCCAUUGAAGUGCAGAUGCAAGACCUAAAGAAGGAUAUUGCUGGGUCGCUCAAUGCUGCCGUGUCUCGAUUCUCGUCUCUCAUCGGACGUGGAACGGUAUCACCAGCAGUAGGGGACGAAUCCAGUCUUGUGCAAAAGAUGGUCGAAGCUUGCGGUAAGCGCACCCACUCCCUAUUGGAAGACAUGAGGCAGUCACUACUCGACGAUCAAGUAGGCAAGAUCAGCAAGUUGAUGGACGAACGUCUUCUCGCUGCCCUCGUUUUGGUCGAGGGUGAAAGACAAGACCUAGCGGCGACCGUCCUCGAAUCGCUAGCGUCUCGCCUCAAGCGCUGGGAUGAGAUACGCGAUCACUUCUCGGAACACAUUCAGGUAGCGCUCAUCAAUGGAAUUCUUCCUCAUCUCGAGGCAAUGACGAGCCGACCUCAAGACGACAGAAUCACAUCUCUCUCAGGCCAGGAUGCAGACCUCAUUGCAGCUCGGGUGACCGAGAUACUCCUUCCAAUCAUCUCCGAUGCUCGGGAGGCUCGGGCGUCUUCUGGAGGUGUCAUGGAGCCGGCUGCAAUCGUAGAUGCUGUGUUUGAAAGGCUGCAGCCCAUCAUGGGGUCAGCUGACCGAAGCCGCACCGAGGACGACAUCUUGGCACCGGUCGUAAAUCGCCUUGACAAGCAUGCAGCGGGUCAGAUGGCAGCUCUGAAGCCCGUCACUAGCCUCUUUGACCCGCUCUUAUCAGGCCAGGAGGUUCUCCUGUCUGUGGCCAAUCAGAUGGUCAGACACCAGAGCGACUUCCAACGGCAGCUUGGUGAGAUCCCUGCUAUCAUUGGUGCUAAGCUCAUGGAGGCCCCAAAGUCGGACGCUCAGCAUACUGCCAUCCUGAGCGAGUUGUUGACGUCCCUCGGAAUGAUCACAGACAGGUUGUCCACUCCGGAUGAAGGCAUCCUGCAGGGGAUCAGACGACAAGGCGACGAAAGCAGGACAAGUAUGAGCGUCAUGCGAGAUGCAUUGGAUACCAUUGCGGGUACCUGUACAGCCUUAUGCGAGCAGAGCUGUCGCUUGGAAGAUGCGCUCAAAGACAUCGAUGGUCACAUCAAGGCGCUCGGAACGAUGCGCGCAUCUAAUGAGCAUCAGGAAGCCCCAGCCAAAAUCGCAGACACUGAAGCUUUGGUGGAUUUGGAGAGACUUGAAGAGGGUCGUGCGAAGGACACGGACGAAGAGGAGGCCUUGCAGAGCAUUCUUGCUAGGUGGUCAGAUGAAGUCAGCCAUCUGCGAGAAGAGCAAGCGAGAGAGAGGGAGCUCUCUGCCCGAACACAGCAGGACCUCCUCUCGAGACUUGAGACUGCACAGAAAGAUGCAGAUGAAUCUCGCAAAGCGGUACGUGACUAUUUGGCAGCCUUCGGCGCUUCAACAGCCAAUGCAGGAGCGGACGCUAGAGAUGCCCUCGAUCGUUGUGCCCGAUACGAAGGCGAGAUCACCUCUCUCCAAAAGCGCAUCGCGGAUCAAGACGCCAAGAUAGGCAACCUGCAGACUCUCACCGCUUCGCAAAAGCAAAAGGCGGCAGAAGCUCAGCAGAAGCUCGCUGAGUUCGCCAAGAGCAAAGUUGACUCUGAGAACCAGUCACAAGAGCUGGCAGACGCUCGAGCACGUAUUGCCGAGUUGGAGCAGCGCCUUGGCGAGCAGGAGGCGACCGAGGAGCGCCUGAAGUCCUCUGAGGCAAUGAAGGAGGAGCUGCGUGGUGAGAUCUCAAAGUACCACGAACACUUCAUGACUCUGGAGGAAGAGCUCGUCGCAAUGAAGGAGAAGCUGGUUGAUCGAGCGGAGCUGAUUGCCUGCCAACGGGAGCUAGCAAACAGUCAAGCAGAAGUGGCAUCGUUGCAAGAGCAGCUGAACGAGAAGGAGAGCAAGUGCAUCGCUCUCCUCUCCGUGGCCACACAGACGGAGGCAGCACAGCAAAGCAUGCAAGAGGCACAUGACAUUCACCGCAAGCAGCAUCAGAGAAGACAGGCGACAUCAGAGGAUACUCUAGAUCGCUCAGCAGGCGAUGAAAGCAAUGUUGCGGAGCAGGGAUCAUGGAGCAUGAUCAAGUCCGAGAAGAGUGGUCUCUCCGCCUCGGUCUGGGCAAUCCCGUCGCCGCCCAGCCAUCAGAGCUCGGGACAGGACCACAGACAAUCCCGCCCUCGAGAGUCCAGCGGACUCGGCGACAGCAGCUUCAGCGCCAGCGUCUUCGGCAGCGGCACCACUUCGAACCUUCUGAGCAAGAGCCGCAGCGAGCAAGUCAGGACAUUCGUCAAUGGACCUCAAUCCUACACGAUGUCCGUCAGAGACUUUAUGCCUGCUAGCUCCGUGCGCAGUCAACGCACCAUGAGCGAGUCGGAGGAAGUAGUCGUUGUUAAGCGCGAGGAUGGCUGGUGGGAGUGA